AUGGCAUCAAGCACACACCAGUUGAAGGAUGCUUCACUUCUGAAGACAUCGUGCUACGUGAACGGCAAAUGGGUCGGCGCAGAGUCUGGCAAAGUUUUUUCUGUUGAAAAUCCCUCGACUCUUGCCGAGGUCGCCAAAUGCCCCGAGUUCGACGAGAAAGACACCGAGGCGUCCAUCUUGAGGGCUCACGAUGCCUUCAAAUCCUAUCGCAAGACACCGGCAAGGGCCAGGGCCCGGUUGCUGAGGAAGUGGUACGACCUGAUGAUGGAGAACGCCGAGGACCUGGCCACGAUCAUCACUCUUGAGAACGGCAAGCCCAUGGCCGACGCAAGGACCGAAGUCGCUUACGCCGCGUCCUUCUUCGAGUGGUUUUCCGAAGAGGCCCCGAGAAUCUACGGCGACACCAUCCAGGCGAGCAACCCCAGCUGUCGUCUCGUGACGCUCAAGGAGCCCAUUGGUGUCUGCGGUCUCAUCGCCCCGUGGAACUUCCCUGCAGCCAUGAUCACCCGCAAAGUCGGUCCGGCGCUGGCUGCAGGCUGCACUGUAGUCGUGAAGGCACCUGCCGAAGCACCCCUGACGGCCUUGGCCCUGGCAGAGCUCGCGCACAGGGCGGGGAUCCCCGCUGGCGUCGUCAACAUCAUCACCGCCCUUGACAACACAGUGUCCGUGGGAAAGGUCCUGACCACGCACCCGGUCAUCAAGAAGGUCUCCUUCACUGGAUCGACCGGUGUUGGAAAGAUCUUGAUGAACCAGUGCUCCUCGACGUUGAAGAAGCUCUCGUUCGAACUCGGCGGGAACGCCCCUUUCAUCGUCUUCGAGGAUGCGGACCUCGACGCAGCUCUCAAAGGCCUGAUCGCAUCAAAGUUCAGGAUCUCAGGCCAGACGUGCGUGUGCGCCAACCGCAUCCUGGUACACAGCAAGGUCUACGAAAAGUUCUCGCAGAUGGUAGUGGACGCCAUCAAGGGCUUCGUGGUUGGCGACGGGUUCGGAGAGGAGACAACCCAUGGUCCCCUGAUUCACGGCCGCGCGGUUUCCAAGGUUGACGAUCACGUCAAGGAUGCCGUAUCCAAGGGCGCUCGCGUGCUGCUGGGUGGCAAGCCCCGGACCGAUCUGGGCCCCAACUUCUUCGACCUCACUGUGUUGGCCGGCAUGAAGCCUGGCAUGAAGAUUUGCUCCGAGGAAACGUUUGGCCCCGUGGCGGCAUUUUUCGCCUUUGACACAGAAGAGGAGGCGGUCGAGCUCGCGAAUGACGCCGAUGUUGGUCUCGCGGGAUAUUUUUUCAGCAAGGAUGUUUCCCGAUGCUGGCGUGUGGCAGAGGCCUUGGAGGUUGGCAUGGUCGGUGUCAAUAUUGGAGCCAUCAGCGACCCAGCUGCACCUUUCGGCGGUGUGAAGCAGAGUGGGUUUGGUAGAGAGGGCAGCAAGUAUGGCAUUGACGAGUUCUUGGUGACGAAGAUGGUUAUGACCGGCAUCGAAUGA
Colletotrichum higginsianum IMI 349063 is the source of this 1476-nucleotide messenger RNA. Its product is annotated as Succinate-semialdehyde dehydrogenase. The record is from RefSeq and is a predicted model, not a curated record. Bases 1 to 1476 code for a protein of 491 amino acids. NCBI's taxonomy places the organism in Eukaryota, Fungi, Ascomycota, Sordariomycetes, Glomerellales, Glomerellaceae. Gene Ontology annotation, molecular function: succinate-semialdehyde dehydrogenase (NAD+) activity. Gene Ontology annotation, biological process: GABA catabolic process. The transcript has 4 exons.